Molecule: messenger RNA, 1360 nt
Organism: Ananas comosus (pineapple)
Lineage: Eukaryota; Viridiplantae; Streptophyta; Magnoliopsida; Poales; Bromeliaceae
Product: transcription factor BIM2-like
Exons: 8
Coding region: 198-1118 (306 amino acids)
Biological process (GO): DNA-templated transcription
Molecular function (GO): protein dimerization activity; DNA-binding transcription factor activity
Source: RefSeq, a predicted model, not a curated record
GAGAGAGAGAGAGAGAGAGACGGCAUGCCUCCGCGGAAGGCUGGCUGCUUUUCCCAACUUGAAUUAAUAACACAUCCGGGCGAGGGCGGGUUCUCUCGUGCUCUCCGAAGACUCUGCUAGGGUUUCUGUCCUCGCCUUGGGGGAGCUUCUGAGAAGGCCUGAGUGCCGCGGAUCAAGGCACGGGAUCUUCGGUGCUCAUGGAGUCGGCCUCGAGAUCCAGCGAGGACGAGGGCGACUUCGGGAGGAGACUCAGCUCCUCCUCGCACCAAGAGCUGAUGGUGAAGGUGGACGGGAAGAGCGGUGAGCAGAAGCUAGGCACCCCAACCACGCCAAGAUCGAAGCACUCUGCGAUGGAGCAGCGUCGGAGGUGCAAAAUCAAUGACAGAUUUCAGACACUUAGAGACCUCAUACCACAUAGUGAUCAAAAGAGAGAUAAAGCUACAUUUCUGUUGGAGGUUAUUGAGUAUGUUAAGUUUCUUCAAGAGAAGGUGCAAAAGUAUGAAUCCUACCCAGAAUGGAAUCAGGAUAAUGUAAAACUAACACCAUGGAGCAAUAACCGAGUACCUGCUGAUGGUAUAUCUGAUCUCUCUCAUGCCACAAGAGUUGGUCCGAUCCCAGGAUUCACUUUCUCAGGAAAACUUGUAGAUAAUAGCAUGUCACCUACUCCUGCAAUGCUUUCAAACUCUCAGAAUGUCAUGGAAUCAGACUUGACUGCUGAUAAUGUGGCAUCUCAGCCUCAGUCUCAAUCCCAAUGGCAAAGAUCUUCAUGUGCAGCUGACUGUACUAUUACCAGCGAUAUGGCGGCCGACCAGGAAGAGUUGAUGAUUGACGAGGGUACUAUUUCAGUAUCCAGUCUCUACUCUCAAAACUUAUUCGCAGCACUAACUCAUGCAAUGGAAAGUUCAGGUAUAGAUUUGUCACAAGCUACUGUCAGCGUCCAAGUCAAUCUAGGCAAACGAGCAAGUUGUGGAAGACCUACCAGCGGUACUACUUUGUCCAACACCAAGGACCAUAUUGAUGCCCCGCCUGCAAACCAGACAAUGGAGGACUUUCCGAUGGCAACCGGUGGUGAAGAACCUGAGGAACCUUCAAAGAGGCAUAAAGUAGAUAAUAGUUAAUUUUAUAGUUAAUUUUUUAUUUUUAUCCUUGCAUCACUUUUAUUUAUCUUGUAGCCAUUUCACUCGAAACAUGUGGUGAAUCUUGUGGUAGAGGAUCUUUCUAUGCCUUUGUCAUGCCUCUUUCCGCCUGAGGCUUCAAUGUACAUGUUGUCUGUCAUCCUCACAUCUUGGUUUAUCAGGAUAUUGUACAACAGCAGCUUGUGUUCUUGUAUGUUUACUUUUUUAGGAAACUCUUUAACCAA